AUGCCGCGGGAAGUUUCUACCUGUGUCAGCAAAGGCAAAGCGAGGUGGAGGUGGCUUACUUGCCUCGGUUGUCACCCGCAAUGCACGGAUGCCGAAUUGGACCUUUUAAAUGUGAUCUUCCGGGGCGAUUCAGAAGAGCUGGAACAGUGUUUGAAGCACCUGAAAGCUACCGGUGAAUCUGCAAGGCUCACCGUUCGGAGAAACCAUCCCAACAGCCUUCUCGGAACGUUCUUCCAAGAAUGCUCCCCUGUAAUUUGGGCAGUGGAUUGCCGACAAUGGCAUCUCCUCCCUAUUCUUAGCCAGUAUGGAUACGACAUGAAUCGCCCCCAGUUGUGUCGCCGAUGGACGUAUUUCUGUAGGAAGCAGUCGCGCCCCAACCACUCCCCCUAUCGGCGACUUUGGACGAAGGGUCAGUAUACCUAUCAGUCUAGUUUGGAUUACUUCUUCGCAAGUGUGUAUGAGAAGUUUGGUGAGUACUUGGAAAUGCCACAGUAUCAUGAUCUUGACCUCUUGAAUCCGUUGCAUCCACUUCUUUCUCGAGCUGGUGAACUCCUUGCCUAUGGGGUUGAUGUCCAUCGGAUUGAUUCCAUAAUUGUCUUCAACUCUCUUGCCGGUUCUUUCGAUCGAUUCAUGUGUAGGUAUUUUGAUGAAGGUGAUGACAUUCUUCCUGAUAUCCCAAAGCGUUUAGAUGCCUUUAUCGAAUUGGAGAUACUUCAACGACUCAUUGAGAACGGUUUCUCCGAGUUUGAAUGUAUGGAAUACGUCAACCCAAACACCAACUGGUUUGGAAUACUUAUUUGUCUCCUGUCCCAUCCAAGACUUAUCAAACUGGUCGAAGAAAACCAACCGGUUCCUCCAAUCCUCCGUUGUGCAGCGCUACUUUUCAUAAACAUUCUAAUGUGGAGGCAUUUCCUUCCCGCCUGUGGCGACCUCCGUGAUACUGUAAAUAACCUCCGAUUACGGAAGACCUACAUAAGACGCUAUGGUGAUCAACGUACCCAGUUUAUAUCUCGAAUUGCAAGUGUUGUAAGAGAAAGUGAUCAAAUUCUUCACUCUCCGCCCUCGCUUGGGGUCCUGGCUCGAAACAGAAUUCGUGGCCUUAUUGGUGGUACCAACUUUAAGCAGAAGGUCGAAACCCUUGGGUUGCCAUCAAAACUCGCAGCAUUCCUCUCCUACAUCGGUGUGGAACACGUCGGUUGGAUCAGAGCGCCUCCAUUUGUCGUAGCUAUAGCCACGGGAAAGCUGAAUUACUUGUCUUUCGAGGAACUAGACAGCGGGGUGGCGGAUGACGUGGCGCUUACUCGUGCGUCUCGCCGCCCACCGUCACUCCCAAUUCCACCGCGUAACCGCGCCUUGUUGCGAUAUCGACCCGGCUUCACAGCUAGAGGGACCUCUCCAAUAAAGCGCAGGGCGUCCGCGUGCCCCCGCAUCAGCAGAUUCCAACCUAUUCCCGUCCUUCGAAUUCAGCGGUCAAUGACCGCCGUGGUACGCGGGCCCCGACCCAGUUCAGCUCCGCUGCUCAAACUGACUCCCAAGGCGACGCAUUGCCUUCAACUCCCUGUGUGGUGA
Molecule: messenger RNA, 1569 nt
Organism: Mesocestoides corti
Lineage: Eukaryota; Metazoa; Platyhelminthes; Cestoda; Cyclophyllidea; Mesocestoididae
Source: the annotation of a GenBank genome assembly